Molecule: messenger RNA, 1269 nt
Organism: Plectropomus leopardus (leopard coralgrouper)
Lineage: Eukaryota; Metazoa; Chordata; Actinopteri; Perciformes; Serranidae
Gene: lypla1
Product: lysophospholipase 1
Biological process (GO): protein depalmitoylation
Cellular component (GO): cytoplasm
Molecular function (GO): palmitoyl-(protein) hydrolase activity; carboxylic ester hydrolase activity
Source: RefSeq, a predicted model, not a curated record
GUGGUGAGUAGUGUGAUCCGGCGGUGUGUUAUUUUCAACAAAAUUCAACUUUUAAAAAAGAAAUUCACGACUGCGAGAGGCAACACGAGGCGACGGUCGCUUGGCCUCCAUCCUCGGUCGACAUUUGUCCUUAAACUGUAGGGUAUUUGACAGCUACAGUCGGACAAAGAUCGACACAGAUUGACAGUUGGUGGAUAUCGUUAUUAGCUUACAGUAGCUAACUUAUCCCGACAUACCAGCUGCCUCAGCGCUGUAUGUGCGGCAAUAACAUGUCAGCGCCUUUACCUGCCAUUGUGCCUGCUGCCCGGAAAGCCACUGCAGCGGUGAUAUUUCUGCAUGGCCUCGGUGACACGGGGCAUGGCUGGGCAGAAGCUUUCGCGGGCAUCAGGAUACCACAUGUGAAAUACAUCUGUCCACACGCUCCCACCAUGCCUGUUUCUCUGAACAUGAGGAUGUCCAUGCCUUCCUGGUUUGAUAUUUAUGGGUUGAGCCCAGAUGCAAGUGAAGAUGAGUCUGGUAUUAAAAGAGCGUCAGAGAACAUUAAAGCCUUGAUAGACCAAGAAGUGAAGAACGGGAUACCUUCACACAGAAUUCUCCUGGGUGGAUUUUCACAGGGUGGAGCUUUGUCUCUCUACACCGCUUUAACAACUCAGCAGAAGCUUGCAGGAGUGGUCGCUCUGAGCUGCUGGCUCCCUCUCCGAAACUCCUUCCCUCAGGCGUCUGCCAACAGUGCUAACAAGGACAUGCAUGUGCUACAAUGCCACGGGGAUGCCGACCCCCUCGUCCCCUUCAUAUUUGGCAGCCAGACAGCAGAAAAGAUGAAAAGCCUCCUCAAUCCUGCCAACGUCACCUUCAAGUCGUAUCGGGGUCUACCUCACAGCGCCUGUUCCGAGGAAAUGGUGGAUGUCAAGCGAUUCAUAGAGAAGCAGCUUCCUCCCAUCAGUGACGAAUGAACUCGGGAGGAGACGCACAGCACCUUUGGGCUCCAGCGAGACUCCGCAGAUUCCAGGAACCACUGACUUACUUGACAAUAAAACCACGCUGCUGCUCAUAGAGCCAGACAGGACCGGGGCUCCAUAUUUUAACGCAGGAGAGGAUUAACAGUCCUGACCUCACACACAACCCCCAGUGUUAGAGUAACUUUAGUUGCUUGAUUGUAAAGCUAUUUGCCAUCGAGACAAGCCAUUUGCUGCAGGAAACGUAUGUAUUGGAAUAACUAGGGCUAUACUUUAUGGUUUAAUAUCUCACAAUAAAUGGCCUGUUGUUAAA